AUGCCGAGCCUCCCGGCCCCGCCGGCCCCGCUGCUGCUCCUCGGGCUGCUGCUGCUCGGCCCCCGGCCGGCCCGCGGCGCCGGCCCCGAGUCCCCCGCGCUGCCCAUUCGGCCCGAGAAGGAGCCGCUGCCCAUUCGGGGAGCGACAGGCUGCUCCUUCGGCGGGAAGGUCUAUGCCUUGGACGAGACGUGGCACCCAGACCUGGGGGAGCCCUUCGGGGUGAUGCGCUGCGUGCUGUGCGCCUGCGAGACGCCUCAGUGGGGUCGCCGCUCAAGGGGCCCGGGCAAGGUCAGCUGCAAGAACAUUAAACCCGAGUGCCCAGCCCUGUCCUGCGGACAGCCGCGCCAGCUGCCGGGACACUGCUGCCAGACCUGUCCCCAGGAGCGCAGCGGUCCCGAGAGGCAGCCCACAGGCCUGGCCUUCGAGUACCCGCGGGACCCAGAGCACCGCAGCUACAGCGACCACGGGGAGCCGGGCGCUGAGGACCGGGCGCGCGGAGAUGGCCACACGGACUUUGUGGCGCUGCUGACAGGGCCGAGGUCGCAGGCCGUGGCACGGGCCCGAGUGAUACUGCUGCGCUCUAGCCUGCGUUUCUCCAUCUCCUACCGGCAGCUCGACCGCCCAACCCGAAUCCGCUUCUCAGACCCCACUGGCAACGUCCUGUUUGAACACCCUGCAGCUCCUAACCAAGAUGGUCUGGUCUGUGGGGUGUGGCGAGCAGUGCCUCGGUUGUCUCUGCGGCUUCUUCGGGCAGAACAGCUGCAUGUGGCACUUGUAACACCCAGUCAUCCUUCUGGGGAGGUCUGGGGGCCUCUCAUCCGGCACAGGGCCCUGGCUGCAGAGACCUUCAGUGCCAUCCUGACCCUGGAAGGCACCCCGCAGCAGGGCAUAGGGGGCAUCACCCUGCUCACUCUCAGUGACACAGAGGAUUCCUUGCACUUUUUGCUGCUCUUCCGUGGGCUGCUGGAAUCCAGGAGUGGGGGACCAGCCCAGGCUCCCUUGCGGCUCCAGAUUCUACACCAGGGGCAGCUGUUACGAGAGCUCCAGGCCAAUGCCUCAGCCCAGGAGCCAGGCUUUGCUGAGGUGCUGCCCAACCUGACAGCCCAGGAGAUGGACUGGCUGGUGCUGGGGGAACUGCAGAUAGCCCUGGAGAGGGCAGGCGGGCCCGGGCUGCGUAUCAGUGGACACAUUGCUGCCAGGCAGAGCUGCGAUGUCCUGCAAAGUGUCCUUUGCGGAGCUGAUGCCCUGAUCCCAGUUCAGACGGGUGCGGCUGGCUCAGCCAGCCUUACACUGCUAGGAAACGGCUCCCUAAUCUACCAGGUGCAAGUGGUAGGUACAGGCAGUGAGGUGGUGGCCAUGACCCUGGAAACCAAGCCUCAGCGGAGGGACCAGCGCACUGUCCUGUGCCAGAUGGCUGGACUCCAGCCGGGAGGACACAUGGUUGUGGGUGUCUGUCUUGGGCUGGGUGCCCGAGGGGCUCAUAUGCUGCUGCAGAAUGAGCUGUUCCUGAACGUGGCCACCAAGGACUUCCCCGAUGGAGAGUUGCGGGGGCAUGUGGCUGCCCUGCCCUACAGUGGGCACAACGCCCGCCAUGACACACUGCCCGUGCCCCUGGCAGGAGCUCUGGUGUUGCCCCCUGUGCAGAGUCAGGCAGCAGGGCAUGCCUGGCUGUCCCUGGAUACCCACUGUCACCUGCAUUAUGAAGUGCUGCUGGCUGGGCUUGGUGGCUCAGAACAGGGCACUCUUACUGCCCAUCUCCUUGGUCCCCCUGGGAUGCCAGGGCCCCGGCGGCUGCUGAAGGGAUUCUAUGGCUCAGAGGCCCAGGGCGUGGUGAAGGACCUGGAGCCCGAGCUGCUGCGGCACCUGGCGCAGGGCACUGCCUCCCUGCUGAUCACCACCAAGGCGAACCCCCAGGGGGAGCUUCGAGGGCAGGUGCACAUCGCUAACCAAUGCGAGGUGGGCGGCCUGCGUCUGGCUGAGGCCGGGGCCCAGGAGCCCAGGAAGCCCGGGGCUUCCGAUGCAGCAGCAGCUGCACUGCCCGCAUUGCCCGCUGUGCUCAGCCCUGAUGCUCCAGUGCCUGUCAAACCCGGUGGCCCCUGGAGAGCCCGAGACUCCAACACCUGCUUCUUCGAGGGGCAGCAGCGCCCCCAUGGGGCUCGCUGGGCACCUAACUAUGACCCGCUCUGCUCACUCUGCACCUGCCAGAGACGCACUGUGAUUUGUGACCCUGUGGUGUGCCCGCCGCUCAGUUGCCUGAGCCCAGUGCAGGUGCCAGACCAGUGCUGCCCUGUGUGCCCUGAGAAACAAGAUGUCAGAGACCUGCCAGGGCUGCCGAGGAGCAGGGACCCUGGAGAGGGCUGCUAUUUUGAUGGUGACCGGAGCUGGCGGGCAGCGGGUACCCGGUGGCAUCCUGUUGUGCCCCCCUUUGGCUUAAUUAAGUGUGCCGUCUGCACCUGCAAGGGGGACACUGGAGAAGUGCACUGUGAGAAGGUGCAGUGUCCCCGGCUGGCCUGUGCCCAGCCUGUCCGCGCCAACCCCACUGACUGCUGCAAACAGUGUCCAGUGGGGUCUGGGGCCCACCCCCAGUUGGGGGACCCCAUGCAGGCCGAUGGGCCCCGGGGCUGCCGUUUUGCAGGGCAGUGGUUUCCGGAGAGCCAGAGCUGGCACCCCUCAGUGCCCCCCUUUGGGGAGAUGAGCUGUAUCACUUGCAGAUGUGGGGCAGGGGUGCCCCACUGUGAGCGGGACGACUGUUCGCUGCCACUGUCCUGCGGCCCAGGGAAGGAGAGUCGCUGCUGCUCCCACUGCACACCCCGACAGUCUGCAGAGACCAGGACAGUUCCAGAGCUGGAGAAAGAAGCCGAGGGCUCCUAGGGAGCAGCUGGAAGGAAGGACGCAUGACCAAGAGGAUGGGGCUUGGGCUGGGGGAAGGAACGCCGAGGACCCUGCAUUCUCCUGCGGGAAACUCAGUGCCUUUGGCUCCUCUUUUCUGCCUCUUCUCUCUCCCCCACUACCUCUGGGAACCA
Messenger RNA from Pteronotus mesoamericanus, 3023 nucleotides. RefSeq names its product chordin (gene CHRD). The record is from RefSeq and is a predicted model, not a curated record. Gene Ontology annotation, biological process: multicellular organism development; dorsal/ventral pattern formation; negative regulation of BMP signaling pathway. Lineage: Eukaryota; Metazoa; Chordata; Mammalia; Chiroptera; Mormoopidae. Gene Ontology annotation, molecular function: BMP binding. Bases 1 to 2871 code for a protein of 956 amino acids. The transcript has 23 exons.